CACUUUCUUGUCUCUGUUCGGCUCUCUGUAUUAUGUCUAAUCUCCUGUACCUCUGAAGUGCACCAGACCCAUCCACCGGGCUUAUCAUGAGCAGUGACAGACGCCCAGCAGUCGCCACAUCCCUCCAGCACAUGCCUUGACCUCUCUGACCUCUCAUUCCCAGCACUGCCAACAGUAGAAUUGAUCACCACACACGCUUUUUGUCCAUAUAAUGAAAGUCAGAGGGACCAAAACAACACUGGACAACACUGACUUUCACUGUAUGGACAGAUAAAUUACAAAUACGUUCUUCAAAAUAUGUUCUUUUGUGUCACAGGAGAAAGAAAGCUAUACAGGUUUGUAAUGAUGUGAGGAUGAGUAAAUGAUGAUAGAAAUCAUUAAAAAUGAUUUGUGUCCCAGCAGAUAACCUUUCCCAGGCCCACCCUGCUUCUGCUGCGAACUGUCUGUGACACUCUCACUGGAGGCUGAUACUGUUAUUGCAGUGCAACCAGACUGCCAUAGGCAGGUGUAUGAGUGAUUACAUAUAUUUGGCUCUGAUCCCUCGCAGGUCAAUCCCUCUGGAUUUCUGUAUGGAUCUGGGACUGUAAACAAUUUCAAGAGGGAAAUAUCAGAGACAGAUUUCAAUUUGGUGUAGGACUGUAGAGGAAGGUACCUGGACUCACAGCGGAGAUGGACGCAGGCCCGUUGGCAUCAGUGACCGAGGGCUCUCUGGAAGGGGAGACGGUGUGUGCCGCUUUGGCCCGCUAUGAAACCACAUUGCGGGAUGCGGUGCGUGAGAUCCAUGUGGAUGUCAGUGCUUUCAAGCUGGGCAUCGAGCGGAGACUAGAAGAGGCCAUUAAUGUGAGCGGACCUCUGGGCCGGGCCGUGGCACAGCUGCAGCAAGAGAACCGGCAGCUCAGGGGUCAGUUAGAGGCCCUGACCCGACAGGUAGAGAUGCUGACAGGGUCGGUGUGUGACAGAAGCGCACUUCUAACUGAAGGAUCGCCGCCACCACAGAGCAACAGUAGCACCACAGGGCAUCAGUCUCCACCGUCUGCGGCCCCCAGCGUAGCGGCUCUGACCGGCACUAGCGGCUCUGUCUCCAGCCCCACCGCCACACGCUUCUCCAGCAGAGCCACCUUCUCCGUCACCACCAAAACAAAUAGUGUUGAGCGAGAUGAGCCCAUUGAAGUGGAUCCAGCACCAGUUUCCCAAGGCUUGGAGAAUGGACACUUAUACUCAACAGAAAACUCCACUAUACCUUUGAGGAGAAAUUCACCACCCAACAGUGUGUCACAGGAGCACUCAGGCCCUGUUUCGAUGGCGAUGCCACACAUGCCAAUCACAGCAACCACCAAAGUUGCUGAUUCAGGAGUUAUGAAAAGUCCUGAGUCACCUGGUAGCCCAAUGCAAGCUACGCCAUCAGCCAUAACAGAUUCACUGUCAAACAGUCAGCCGGUCACCAGUAAUAACCAGCCACAACUAGAGUCUCCUGUUCAUGCAGUAUCGUCUGUGAAAACAUGGGCUCCAACUCCUGCCAGGACUAUGGGUUCUCCACGGCUUAGUGAGAAAGCAUCUUCGACUCCAGCCAAGUCAGUGACUUACUCUGGGCUUUUCCCACACAGUACAGACAGGAAUGUGGAUAUGUCAGGGGAUUUAUCCUUUGGUGGAGGUAUUGAGCGCAGACGGGAGCUUGUGAGGUCCCAGACUUUACCUCGAAACAUUGGAGCCCAGGCUCGCAGGUCCAUUUUUGAAAGGCUAGACUCUGAGAACAACAGUCGACCCAAGCCUGUGGAUUCCAAACCAAAGCUGAAACGCUCUCAGAGUUUUGGAGUAUCCAGUGCUAGCAGUAUCAAGCAGAUUCUUCUGGAAUGGUGUCGAUCCAAGACUAUUGGGUACCAGAACAUCGACAUUCAAAACUUCUCAUCCAGCUGGAGUGACGGCAUGGCAUUCUGCGCCCUCGUCCACUCUUUCUUCCCCACAGAGUUUGACUACAACGUCCUGUCCCCUGCUGACCGCAAACAUAACUUUGAGCUGGCAUUCAGCGCUGCAGAGAAGAAGGCUGGCUGUGAUAGGCUCAUUGAAGUGGAGGACAUGAUGGUGAUGGGAAGAAAGCCAGACCCCAUGUGUGUCUUUACUUACGUCCAGUCACUAUAUAACCACUUGCGCAAGUUUGAGUGAGAUCUCGGCCUCUUCAGUCCCAGCUGAACACUCUGCGCUGUCCCCUGCUGGACAAAACUGAACUCUGAUAUUGUCACUAUGGUAUUGGGUUGCAAAAUGUCUAUGGUCACCCACACCAUUUCAAGCAUGAUGCUUCUGCAGUUGCAUUUUAGUCAUGAACUAUUUAUACAGUCCUUUAAGACGUGGCUUUUGUGUAUGGCACACUCUUUUUAGAAUGGUGGCCUCUGAUUUAUUACUAAACAGCUUGAAGUUAAAGGAAUAGUUCUGCCCAAAAUUAAAAUGCACUUAUCUUUAAACCACCCAUGAUAUAGAUGAGUUUGUUUCUUUGUUGGAAAUAGAUUUGGAGAAAUUUACUUCACUUCACUUGCUCGCCAUUGGAUUCUCUGCAGUGAAUGGGUGUCGUCAGAAAUUAGCGUUUAAACAGCUGAUAAAAAACAUCACAAUAAUCCACAAGCAAUUCACAUAAAUCCAGGUCAUCAAUUAAUGUCUUAUGUUUUGAACUUUAAACCGUUCCUUUCUGCUAAAAUACGAGUCCUCUGUCAAAAUUG
Carassius carassius (crucian carp) is the source of this 2708-nucleotide messenger RNA. It is a transcript of the gene smtnl2, whose product is annotated as smoothelin, like. Gene Ontology annotation, molecular function: protein binding. The record is from RefSeq and is a predicted model, not a curated record. Gene Ontology annotation, cellular component: microtubule organizing center; filamentous actin. The coding region runs from base 670 to 2160 and encodes 496 amino acids. The transcript has 11 exons. Gene Ontology annotation, biological process: actin cytoskeleton organization. NCBI's taxonomy places the organism in Eukaryota, Metazoa, Chordata, Actinopteri, Cypriniformes, Cyprinidae.